Molecule: messenger RNA, 498 nt
Organism: Parnassius apollo (apollo)
Lineage: Eukaryota; Metazoa; Arthropoda; Insecta; Lepidoptera; Papilionidae
Source: the annotation of a GenBank genome assembly
AUGGGUCCAUUUAAGCACUCUGUAGACGACGGACUGGACCUGAGGAAGGCAGCGUUUGAGUGCAUGUACACAUUGCUGGGCACGUGCUUGGACCGACUUGACGUGUUCGAGUUCCUGCGGCACGUGGAGGACGGCCUGCGGGAUCACUACGACAUCAAGAUGCUCACCUACCUCAUGUGUGCUAGACUGGCGCAGCUCUGCCCGACUGUCGUUCUACAGAGAUUAGAAAGUCUAGUGGAGCCCCUGCGAGCGACCUGCACGAUGAAAGUGAAGGCAAACUCCGUAAAGCAGGAGUACGAGAAGCAAGACGAGCUUAAGCGUUCUGCGCUACGAGCUGCCGCCGCCCUUUUACAAAUACCUGAAGCUGAUAAGAACCCACAUUUGAUGGACUUCGUUACGCAAAUUAAGUCCCUACCAGAACUGCAGCCAAUAUUCGAAUCUAUUUUAAAGGACUCAUCAGGCGGCUCCGUCGAUACAAACCUCAUGGAUCAGAGUUAG